This is a messenger RNA of Onychostoma macrolepis, 3785 nucleotides long. It is a transcript of the gene dok3, whose product is annotated as docking protein 3. The record is from RefSeq and is a predicted model, not a curated record. NCBI's taxonomy places the organism in Eukaryota, Metazoa, Chordata, Actinopteri, Cypriniformes, Cyprinidae. Gene Ontology annotation, biological process: positive regulation of MAPK cascade; cell surface receptor protein tyrosine kinase signaling pathway. The transcript is spliced from 3 exons. Bases 2031 to 3527 code for a protein of 498 amino acids. Gene Ontology annotation, cellular component: cytoplasm.
UAAACUAGGUGUUACCUAACCGUUUGUUGCAGUUGAGCAAGAGGGUGUGUCUUAAUGGUGCAGAUGUAGGCUACAUUUCCAUUACUCGGCGUGUUUUUAUUGAGGUCAGAUGUUUGCGGUCCUUUAUCUACGUAGAUCUAAAAGAAUAAGAGCACAAAAAUGGUCACUCUCAAACAUAUUAUUUGAUAAUCGGUCGACUGUCAAUUAAUUAAAACAAAAUGUAAUUAAAGUCUUCAUAAAAAUGGCAUAUAUUAAUAUAUAUAUAGUGAAAGCUUUUAGUCAGUCGACAAUUAAGAAAAUAAAUAGGCUAGUUUCUCAGUUUAGAUAACUUCCAUAUUGAUUCAGUUUAUAGUGUUUAGAUUCAUUUAGUCUUUUUUUUUUUCAUUGUUGGUUUUCUGGACUCAUGCAGACAGACAUCUUUGGUAUUGCUUCAUAUUUUACGGUUUGCUUUUUCAGCUUCUGUAUUUUAAUCUUAUUUAAAAGAAAGUGGUUUGAGGGUCUAUCCCCUUCCUCGUAGAAAAAUAUUAGGUAGCGCAUACUUAGUUUUUAAUAUUCUUAGUAUUACAGUGCUCACGCAGAAGUGUUAAAUAACAGAUGCUCUUUUGCAAAGUUACUUUUUUAAAGUAAAUGAUUAGAGGUUGAGUUUUAGAGAAACGGUUCAUUCUCAAGCUGAUUUGUAACACUGAUAACGGUAAUGCUUUGGAACACAAAGUAACUUGGGAAAUUCUCAUAUAAAAUCAUUCCGGUCACUGUGUAGGAACAUAUUUUGUUCUUAUCUGAAAUGUGUUUUUGAGCCACACAGAUGUACUGCUGUGAGGCUAUAAAUGUGUUUUAUAAAAGGUUUUAGGAACUAAGCACCCUUGGUACAUUUAGUACAGUUAUAUCACUGUACCUUAAUUAGAUAAACAGUUGUUAGUAGUUUUGUUUGUAAUAAAUUGAAAGGAAUCUAUAUAGACUUGAAUUCAUGCACAUAUAAAUAUCAAUAUGUAAGUAGACCCAAACUUGGACUGCAGAUUAAAAAUAAUAAAUACUUUAUAAUUGUUGAAGUGAUCAAUUUACUAGGCUGAUGGUUAAUAGAUUUUUAGUUAGUCUAUAAAUAAGAAAAUACAUAAUUUCUAAGGCAAUAUUUCAGGCCUAUGUAUUGUGCUCAUUUAUUUAGUAAGUAGUAUACUAUGUAAGUAGUAAAAAGUAGUUUAGAAAAAAGUCUUUUCAGCCCCUUUUGUAUAUAAUGAUGCAAGAAAUGUGAAGAUGUUUUGGGGAAAAUUGGGUAUACAGCCUUUUUAUUUAUUUUAGUGGUGGGCAUAGAUUAAUUUUUUUAAUCUAGAUUAAUCUCACUGUAAUCUUGGAAUUAAUCUAGAUUAAUCUAGAUUAAAAUGGUUCAUUUGAAUUCUGCCAAGUAGAUCAGAAUAAGUUCACUACUAGUAGUAAACAACUAGCAGUCAUCAAGAAUUUAAUAUUGAUAAUAACAUUGAAGACAUUGUAUGAUUAUUCCUUAAAGAUAAGGUUUUAAUAGUUUUAGUAGUAGUAGCCUAUUACGUUCUGCCCAAUGUCUUCAAGUGAAACCGAACUUUUAUUUUGACGGGUUGCCGUGAGGAUAGUUUUUCUCAAAUGAAACGCUCGAAUGCUCAUGAAGUGACUCUCAGAGCAGUUCUGGAGAUGUUGUUCAUGUAUUUAUGUCCUCAUUUAGUGAGACGACAGAUGUUAAUAUCACCGCAAGCGUCACGCGGUCUUCUGUAUGAGUAGUGAACAAACCCGUGCGUCUGCGCCAUACAUUAACACAGAGACACACAGAAGUCAUAUUUAAAUAGACGUUUUGCGGCUAAUAGGAGUGGGAGUGUGCUCACUUGUGUAUGCGCUUACGUUUGUUUGUUUGUGUGUGUGUGUGUGUGCGUGUGUGUGUGUGUGUGCGCGCGAUACAGAGAGCGCGACCAUGUAACGUAGAGACAGAAAUGACUUGCCGAUUUCCAUUGGGAAGCUUCUUAAAAAUAAAUUUUCCCUGAAGCAAACCCGGCGGCUUCAUAGCUGCAUCCAUGUUAGCACGCAUACACACAGGUUCGAAGACUCGUUCUCGCCCCCUACAGUGCAAUUCGGCUAGGUAUACAUCCGCGCUAAAAUAUCAAGGCCAGUUCCAGGUGACAGUGCAGAGCACAGAUGCGUCUCAAAGGUGCAGGAUGUCUGGGUCAUACCUGCUGUCUUCUGAGAAAGAGGCUAUUUGUCUGCUGGACCUUAAGACCGGACAGGCCAUCUACCGUUGGCCCUACAGCUUCCUCAGGAGAUUUGGCCAAGUCAAGGGGGGAAUUAUGAUUGAGGCAGGUCGUCGCUGUCACACUGGGGAGGGUCAGUUCAUUUUCUUGUCAAAACAGGGGGCGCAAAUAAAGAAGGCCAUUGAGGAGGCCAUCAUGCACCAGAGUGUCCAAGAACUGCUGGCACAAGCCACCGCUCUUCCGCAAGAGUUCGCCUCCAAGCCCCCCUUGCCUAAAUGCAAACCACAGGACAGGCCUAAGGUGAAAAAUCUUCCUCCAAUCAGUGCGAAUCAAGAUCGACCACGCCCAGCAUUACAAUGCAAUCACAGCAAGCAAAUACAAAAAGCCACUGAGGAGGCACUCACACACCAGAGUCCCCAAGAGCUGCUGCCACCAUCUACACCCCUUCCAAAAGCCAUUCCACCCCCAUCACCUUUACCAAAAUCCAAAACACAGGGCAGGGACAAAACUAAGUUCAAUAAGCUAAUUCAAGGCAACAAGAAUCAGGAAAAACCUUGCCCACCUACACUGAAAAAACCUGGGCAGCCAAUACACAAGAUCAUUGAAGGGGUUCUCACACACAAGAAUGCCCAAAAGGCAUCAUCCACUCCUCCUCUACCAGCCCCUCCACUACCACCACCCUUGCCUAAAACCAAACCACAGAACAGGCCUAAUGUUAAAAAGCUUCCUCCAGCCAACACAAAUCAAGAUAGACCCUGUCCAACAGUACCACGCAGAUACAUCUCCUUACCAGAUCCACCACCCUGCGUCAAAAGCCCUGUACGUAGCCCGGAUGAAGUUUUGUAUACAGUGGUUUUUCCACAACCAAAACCAAGAUCAAAAAUGAAUCUCCCAAAAGUUCCAAUGCCUCCCAGUCUACAACCAAACACGGUUUCAGAUGUAACCGUGGAUAAAGAGAAGGCGUGGAAAACACCAGAAGAACCUUCCGAGGCCAACAAUGAAGAAGCUUCCUACUACACUAACUGGACCGCGAAGACCACUGCUGAACAGGAUCAACCGAAUAUCGAGGACCUAUAUAGCAUAGUGAAUUUUGCAGCUAAACGUAAGAACAGACAAACUGAGGACAGUGAUGAUCAAGAACAGCCUAACACUGAACAACAAACUCCUGUUAACACUUCCAGUGAAAUCCCUGUCGACUUCAGAGAGACCCUUUCUAGCAUUCUGUUUAAAGAUGUGUCUAAAAUUUCACCCCCAUUUCCGCCCAGGUCACGUGGGGGAAGUAGUGAUCAGUUAGAUCGAAUAGAUGAGCAGAUGACUGAUUGAGGUUUUUAUUUUCUGCAGUUGAGGUCAGUGUCAUUGCUAGCCUGAUUGAUGUGAGUGAUAGUGUUAUAUAUAUGCGUUAUAGUGUGCGAUACGUUUUUAACAUGAAACGUUUAAUAAUAAUGCACAGAAUGUAUUGAGAUGAUUAAAUAUAAGGAAAAUGUAUGUUUUGAAUGUAAAUGAUCUUUAUUGAAAAUGUUUUGUAAGAUAUAUUGUAAAAGUGUGUAUAUUUAAUCAAUAUAUUACAAGUUAUUUAAAACA